GAAGCAUGGAGCCCGCGGAUAGGAAAGGGUGAACCAUAGAAGGGCGGGGCCCUAUUAUAGUUCUGGGCAGGGCGUGAGGGCAGCCGCGCUCGGACCGUCCAAUCCGCAGGCUCGUACCAGCUUCAGAUUCUUGCCGAGGCUGCGACGAUCGCAACGUCUCUAUAGGUCGCCGCAGGCCGUCUUCCGGUAGGGUGGGCGUGUCGGGGGGGCGGGUCCCUGCGCCGUGGCGGGAAAGCGGCGGCUCAGGCUGGACUUCUGAGACGCGGAGGGACGGAAACGGAUCUGAAGCGUGAUCUCUUCACCAUGGACGCCGCCGAGGUAGAGUUUUUGGCCGAGAAGGAACUGGUGACCAUCAUCCCGAACUUCAGCCUGGACAAGAUCUACCUGAUUGGGGGGGACCUGGGGCCCUUCAACCCCGGCUUACCCGUGGAAGUACCCCUGUGGCUGGCCAUUAACCUGAAACAGAGACAGAAGUGCCGUCUGCUACCUCCAGAGUGGAUGGAUGUAGAGAAAUUGGAGCAGAUGCGAGAUCAGGAACGGAAAGAGGAGACGUUCACCCCAGUGCCCAGCCCACACUACAUGGAGAUCACCAAGCUCCUGCUCAAUCAUGCUUCUGACAACAUUCCCAAGGCAGACACCAUCCGGACACUCAUCAAAGAUCUGUGGGACACACGCAUGGCCAAGCUCCGGGUGUCUGCUGACAGCUUUGUGCGACAGCAGGAGGCACAUGCCAAGCUGGAUAACCUGACCCUGAUGGAGAUCAACAGCAGUGGGGCCUUCCUCACCCAGGCACUUAAUCACAUGUACAAACUCCGCACCAACCUCCAGCCCUCCGAAAGCACACAGUCAUAGGACUUCUAGCUCGACUGAAGAGGCACUCAGCUCUGGACGCGUGUGGUGGUGAAGAGACGGCUGUGGACACGGGUGGAGGAACUCAGGCACACCGCAAGCUCAACUUCCAUCGACGUAGAAGCCACCAGCUCUCCCCUCAUGGGAAAGAAAACAAGUCUGCGGGCCAGGACUUCUCGAAUGAGCUCAGACUCCUGCUCAUGUCAUGCACAGCAAGUGUCCAGUUAAGUUCAGGUCUUCAAGUUCAACCUGUGAAAGCUGUGUAGUUGAGAACUGGGGGGAGGGUGAGGGGUGGCGCUAACAUAAAAAGGUUUUCCUCUUAACAUGAUUUAGGAAGAUUUUAUUUUUGGGAUGUUGUCAGAAAUUACAGCAAUAUAUUCAUAAAUACCUAAUUACUACAUUCAACAAAUAAUAUUACAAUACAGUUAAUUCAAACAAGUACACUUAGAACGGGUUUAAUUUCACAGCAUCUAAACUGCCCCCAGAGUGACCGAGGCACCUGUCCUCCCUCCUGCCUGGGUCCACCGCCCCAGCAGCGAGGCAUAGGGCACACACAAGUACAAAACCAGUGAGAUGCCUCCUCGGGUCAAGGCGGCCUCUAGGGUUGAAGUUAAGCACUGGGUCAGACAGUGGGGACAGGCUACGGCAAGUAGUGAAGCCAAAGCUUGAGCACUUGAAAGAGCACAGACGGCUGCUAGUGGCUGACAGCGCACCUUGGAGGUGCCGAGCCUGCUGUGCGGGCCAUCUCCAUGCUGGGUUCUGGACAUGAGGGCAGGGGAGGGAGGCAUCUAGUUUGCAGUUCAGUUUAACUGAGAUUUGGCAGUGCUGUGAGCAUGGCUGCAAUUCCCCACCCGUAGGGCAGUGCUCUUCUGGGUACCUGGCCAGCAAGUGCUGACCGUCCUAGCUUACUCAUCUGGGUGAUGGCAGGCCUCAUCAGUUUGGCUCUGAUGAAACAUGGGGCCAUGGGAUCGAACACUGGACUGGUUCAUCACAAGCUUGGUGAAUUCCCAGCCAGGAGAGAUGGCAGCUAUCCCUUGGAGGUGAAGUGGGAAGACACGGUCAAGGACUAGGAAUCCCAGGUAUGUAGUAAUUUUCCAGUCCACCCUAGAGCAGAUCUGUAGUGGAGAAAGAUUGGGAGAGGCUGCCGGGGCCUAUGCGUGGUACCUAGACGGGUGUUGCUGUGUUUUUACCUUCAUCAGUGUCUCAGACUGUAGGAUGGGAAAACCACGUGUGUGUGGUGUGAGUGGCAUACUUGCCUGCCACCUUACUGGCUUGUACCUGGUUCUGAUUGUCACUUUACUUGUGAGCAUGGGAAUAUUCAGGGCUCCACAGGCAGGCCAGGGCGCUUGGAAGGGACAUAGGCAUUGCCAGAUCAGUGGCUCAGCUUGUGCCCCAGGCCCACCUGGGAGGUUAUCUCUUACAUUGGGUCACACACUCAGGGGAAUUCCUGUGAGAUAAUGGGGGGAGAGGGGGCUGUAUGUGCGCCUUAAGUUAUAGGGUCUACUUUUCCCAAAGCCAUUACCAAGCAGAUUAGCAAAAGCUUUCAGUCAUCAGUGUGGAGUUUAGACUGGGACAGGAACACUAAGGUGUGAGCGCAAGCAGCAUCUAAUUAGGAACUCGGUAACGCUUUGUUCCAGGGCAUGCAGCCUCUGCUCACCUGCAGCCCAUCUUCAGCUGGCUAUAGGGCAGAGACCUCAGUGCCCCUCGCCUGCUGCUCCUGUGCCAAGCCACACUGUUUGACGGCUGACAAUGCUGGUGGCUCUUUCUUUUCUGGGUUUGCUAAUAACUCGAAGAUUCUUGGCAGGGAGACAGCAAACUGCAGGGGGCGGACAGGCAGGGGCUGCUGGCAAGCUGCUUUGUACAACCAUAAGCCUGGUGGCGGAAGGUAGGCUCAGCCUCCUCUCCCCAUCCUCCAACCUGGCCAACUCUGACUGAGGAGUUGAAGCUGGGAGAUUCCCUGGUACCGAGUUCUCUGCCAUGGCUGUGCCUGUCACAGCUCGAGCUCCUGCUGCACGUGGGUCACUCUGCUCUGAACACGACUAGCCCAGCCCCAGGUGCCCCUCAGCCCUGCCGUGUGGGAUGACUCAGGUGAGCUCUUCUAUUUUCUAAAAGGAACUUCAGCAUUUUAAUGUCCUGACCAGCAGCAGCACAAACACUAGAAGCAGGUUGUUUUUUUUAACCAGAAAAAACAAAAACGAGUAAAACAAAGGA
Molecule: messenger RNA, 3060 nt
Organism: Arvicola amphibius (Eurasian water vole)
Lineage: Eukaryota; Metazoa; Chordata; Mammalia; Rodentia; Cricetidae
Gene: Gins2
Product: GINS complex subunit 2
Exons: 5
Coding region: 304-852 (182 amino acids)
Biological process (GO): double-strand break repair via break-induced replication; DNA replication
Cellular component (GO): nucleus; GINS complex
Source: RefSeq, a predicted model, not a curated record